CUAAGCCCACUGAACACAUUCUAAUCCUGUUUUCUUCAACAGAUUCCUGUUUACGCUUUCGACAAAGCGUUUCAAUAUAACAACAAUAUAAUGCACGUGUUUCUCGGGGACAAUCCGUGGAGGUGCGACUGCCAUUACAUACCUCGAUUCCAGAGUUUGCUUCUGAAGUACAAGCGAGUUAUCCGCGACCUAUCUGAUAUAAGGUGCUCCAAAUCCAGUGAUAAGAAGACUUCACUUGUUCAGAUCAGUACGAUACCACUGGGGAACAUCUGCGGGGACGAUGACGUGAUGCCAAUAAGUCCCAUCAACAUAGUUAAUUUAGUUCUAUUAGCUUUAAUACUAUUAGUUGUUGGAAGAUUUCUUUAUGAUUGGCAAAACUUUAAAAAUACCGGUGAGCUGCCUUGGUUGUCUUCAAUAUUACCAUAAAAAUGUAUUGUAAAUAAGUAAUUAUAGUUUGAACCGAAACGACAGCGCGUUCGGCGCUCUGAUUGGUUGGUUUAUUCGAGCCGGCCAAUCAUUGUUUUUUUCCAAAAACGUCGUACCGCAGCCAUACAGUGUUUACGUCAUUUAUUACCUUACACUUCGCGGGCGACGCGCCGUAAGCGCGCUGGCGGCGAGCGGUAGCCGUGCUGGGGCCGAGCCGGAGCCGUGCCGUUUAAGUCGUGAUUUGACCUCUACUCUACCAUCACACGACAAAGUUUCGACCUAAUUUAUCACAAUGUUAUUAUUUGUUUAAUGUAAUAUAUUAGAAGUAUUUCAUAAGAUGUAAUUUAAUAACUAAGCUGUUAGAUAAGCAUGAAAGAGAUUUUAAGACAUGAGAUACAGACUAAGAAAAAGGCUGAGCUUGAUUUGUAUGAUAUCUGGUGAUGAAAUAAAUACUACAUAAUGCCUACAUUAGUA
Molecule: messenger RNA, 900 nt
Organism: Spodoptera frugiperda (fall armyworm)
Lineage: Eukaryota; Metazoa; Arthropoda; Insecta; Lepidoptera; Noctuidae
Gene: swi2
Product: protein singed wings 2
Exons: 2
Coding region: 91-426 (111 amino acids)
Source: RefSeq, a predicted model, not a curated record